GGCCUAGUCAUACUCUAAUAUAUUAAAACUUACUCAUUAGGUAUUAGUGAAGAGCUCCAAUUUUGAACUUGAAGUUAGACGUUCCUCUGUCUUUAGAAAGUUUGAAGGGGUUAAGUUGGACGUCGCAUGUCAUAUGAUUUAAUUUGGUGCAGUGAUUAAGACAUAAAAAUGAUGACAGACAAAUCCAACAAACAACCUUCUAAUGUAUGGAUGAAGCCAGUUCCAAUGAAACUGUUUGCUGCUUGGGAAGUUGACAAGACCCCACCAUACUGUAUUCCAAGAUUAUGCACUCUUACACUUACAAGACUGGUUCUUCUAAAGUCAUUAAGUGCUGAAGUUAACUCCUUAGCAAUUGCAGUGAAAAUGCAGAGCUCAAAGCGUACUCUACGGACAAAUGAAAUAAUGAUUCCCAGUACAGGACUACUGGACACAGAAUUGGAUCUAACAUUUUCAUUACAGUACCCCCAUUUUUUAAAAAGGACUGGGAAUCAGCUACAGAUAAUGCUUCAAAGAAGGAAACGUUACAAAAACCGUGCUAUUCUUGGUUUCAAGACAUUAGCUGGAGGAAUCAUUGAUAUGGCUGAGGUCUUACAACGGCCAACAGACAAGGAAUUGGAACUUUAUUCUGAUGUUAAAGAAAAGAGUGAAGUUACAGCUAAAGUCACCAUGCUAGCUGUGAGCAGCCAACCUGUCGACCAUGAAGAAGCAGAACGGCAAAAAUCACUCUUACAUACAGAGCAAUUAGGAGAGGGUGAUAAUUUUUCUGAUGAUGAUGAAGAUUCAUCCUCUAAUGAAGAAGGCAGUGACAGUGAAGCUGCUUUAGAAGUUCCCCAAAGACAUUUUCAUCCCAGUCGAAGAAUAGAACAAAGACAGUCUCAUUUUCAAAAAGUGUUAGAUCACAAACUUCUCACUGCAAACGGAGAGGAAAGGCCAGACCCAAACCAGAGAAACAUCAAGCAGAAAUUUAUAGCACUUCUAAAGAAGUUUCGUGUUUCGGAGGCAGAGGUUCUCUACUCUGAGCAGUAUCCAGGAGAACUGGAACAGGAACUAAUUAAUGAGAAUCCACAAGAAAUUGAACAACUAUUGUUUGAUGAAUCAGAAGAUCUAUCAGACAGUUGCCCUGAAUGUGAUGAUGUUAGCAUAUCGUCAACUCCCAAACCUAGUCUUAGACCAUUUUUCUCAUCAUGUACACUUUCAGCACCUGAAGUUGAGAAGGUUAGCAUUGAGAAACAGAGUGAUGAAAAUGUGAAGAAAGUGGACAGUGAUGACCAUCAGGAUACUGAUCAAGAACAUGGUGAGAAUCACACUAGUCCACCCAAGACACUAGUAAGUGAAGAAAAGAAACCUCAAGCCACUGCAAGUUUCUCAGGAAUAGACAAAGAAAAAAAAACAAAACUUUUCUCCCGAGAAAAACACAUCUCAGUACCCAAAGAAAAAAAAACUGUAACUGUAAAAGAUAGUAAGGAAAAAAAUCUUGUGGCUGUUGAGAGGUCAAUCAGUGUGAAAGAAGUAGAUGGAAGUCCUAGAAAACUGGUUAUGGAACAGCUAAAUAGGAUUUUUCCAACAGACGAUGCAGUUCCAGACCACCUUCUUCUGAUCAGUACAACAGAGACUGUUGGUCAAUGUCUUGCUCAGUACUUACAAGAAAGACAACAUUAUGUUGUAGCUGUAUCCUCCACAUCAGAUCUGAAAGCAUCUAUAUUCUCUCUUGUUGCCAAGAUCCAGAAAUUCUGCAACUGUAAUUCAAGAGCACCACCUACAAUAAAAAUUUGUUCUUUAGGCCUUGAUGGCUUUCUUAAUUCUUUACUUCGGUUAUAUGUUGACCAUUUUUCUUGCAAACCACCUGAAUGGCAGACUUAUGUCAGAUUUCACAUUGUUCCAUUAGUGACAAAGGUGGUGCUCUUAGCCUUUGGAUUAGAGCUUAUGUGUGUGCAACCAAUGCUUGACAAAACUUUAAUACUUUUCUUUUACAGCUCUGAUGAAGAGUCUUUGCAAGUGUUUCUUCCAUUUAUAAGUGAUGUAAAGAUUGGUCUUGUUGAAGGAGCUCAGUCUGCUUCUGAUGAUGUUCUGCAUACGUAUCAAGUCUCCCUUUUGAGAAAAUUUUGCAAAAUCCCAUGUAAAUCACAGGAUUCCCAGGAAGAUGAAUCUAUCAAGGAGACAAGUGGACCAAGCAAGAAGAACCGAAGGACUGAAGAUGAAAUAGUCGUACCUGAAGACCCAGCAGAGGAUAUACUAUUGAACCAAAGAGGCAGUGUGGAUACUUCUGAUCAAGAACAAGAAGAUGUAUUGGAAGUUCAUGAAGAAAUUCUUGGUUUUGAAGUUGCUGAUGAUCUCGUUGCAGAUUUGUUGACCAAAUAUAUUUUGGAGGAGUUAAAGGACAACAGACUCGAUGUCACAAACCUGAUUGGUCAAGGAUAUGAUGGCACCACUGUCAUGAGAGGAUCUUCAGAGGUUCCAGAAAAACAAAAUUGGAUACCAUAUUCAACUUCUGCAACCCAUACAAUAGCUUCAAGUCAAACCAUGGGAGGUGGAGAGCCUAUGGAUUUGCAACUGGAUUACUGGACAACAUAUCGUACUGAAUCAAGCAAGAAGGGAGAAAGCAAUAAAUUUAGUUUGAAAAGCACGUUUCGAACACUGCAGAUUUCUCGUCUUCCCAGUGCUGGUGAAAGUGGAAAUUCUUCAUUAACUCUGAACUUUGUUACAAAGGAGAAAAGACAGAAAAUAAUGAGAUUGGGAAAGAAGAAAGAGAAAGAGAGGGAGCCAGAAAAUCGUUACCAGGUAGUUGAUGGAGUCCAUCGUUUAAUUUGUGCAUGUAAAAACCCUCAGGCUCCACUAAAAGUAACUAUUGAUGGACUGGAUUGGAGUGGAGUAAAAUUCUUCCAACUUACAGCUCAGUGGCAGACCCAUGUGAAAUUUCUACCAGUAGCCAUGUAUGCUAACUUAGAAACAAACCUAUAAUUUUCUCUGUGAAAUCACUUAUAGGAAUGAACACUGAACAUUAAAAAAGCAAAGAAUAUUUAAGUAAAAUAUAUGAGUCACUGCUGGACAUCAUAAUCAUUGUUGUGGUAGUUCAUGAUGAAUAGACUUUGCAAGAAUAUUGGUGUUAUCUUGCCUAUGUUGCUGAGUUUUAGAGUUUUUGUUUUACUUUAUCAGGGUGGCUCAGUUGCAGAACUGUUGUUUUGGUAUUGGAGAACUUUUGCACCAAAAUGGUUGGACAACAGAGUUAUUGUGUUCAGUAUAUUAUUGUAGCUAACCUGCAGACAAUUGUCACCUUCCAUCUGAAUGGCUGAAUGGAAACUCUGCUGUAAUUAUUGCAACAUUACAUUGUUCUCCAUGGACUAGAAAUAGUGUUGUUUGACAAAAAUACUUAAUAUGUACAACCAUUAGGCUAGUAUUCUAAGAUAUUUAUAUAAUUCGUCAUAUAAUGAUUAGGUUAACACACCGGUCUGUGCGUAGUUGAAAUGCUACAGUAGUAGAGGUAUAAUCAUAUUGUCACACUGUGAUAAUAAAUUAAACCUACUUGAUUUUGUAGAAGUUGUAUUUCGAGAUGACACACAAUUUUGUUGAUAUAUUAGACAGAAGUGAAGUAGAAAAGUGUUAGGAUUGAUGAUGAUGAAAUAAGAACUGAACAGGUUGCUGGUGAAUAUUUUAAAAUACUUUUUCAUGUGAUAAAUUUUGCUGCAACUUCUUUGUAAACUUACUUAGAAAACUAAAAGAAAAUACACACAUACACACACAAUUGUAAUAUGCGAUUUUGUCACAUUAAAAUGUUAUUUAAUUAUUAUUCAUUUAUUUCCCUCAAACUUGUAUAUUCAAACUUUUCAAUUUUCUGCUUGUUAUUAUGAUUUACAUAUACAUAACGUACUGUUAAAUAUUUCUGAAUGCACUUUCGUGAGUAUUUGGUGCAUGAGUAACAUUAUGUGUACUACUGUACAUCCAGUAUUAUUAUAAAAUGUUAUGAAGGGCAUUCUGUAUAAUUAGGGAAAAUAAACAGUUCUGUGCUUGAGAAAGUUUUUAUAAAAAUUGUAAUUAUCAUUACCAUAAUAUAUACUAGUUUAAUUCUGAUCAUUAAUAUUCUACUUAUCCUAAGUUUUCAUCUCAUUAGCUUUCCAAUAUCAUAAUAAUCAGGAUGACUUAAAGAAAUAUGAUCCUCAUUAAGAGAAACUGCCAAUUCUGAAACGCAUUGGUUCGAAAUAUGCGUGUCUCAAGUUUUAAUCUUCCAUAUAAUUAUGAAUUAUAAUACCCCCAUUCAAAAAAUAAAACUCAAAUAAUCUUGGUUGAUUCCACAAAAUGGUGAUAAGAGGAUUUGGGCUACGGUGUAAAGAAUGCAUAAUCAAGCCAAAAGUUCUGAACAUCUGACAAACUAACAAAUGAUGAAAUAGAAACAAAUAAUAAUUAAAGGCUUUAAAAUUCUGAAAUUGCAGCAUAUUUUGUCCUAUAAUCCAUGAAAUGACCUUGAUCUGGAAAGAUAUGUAUAUUUUUAAUUGCACAUUAUAAAUAAGUUGCAAAAUAACAGCCUUGCACUGGAAUCAUGAGAAUAAAGUAGCUAUUCCAUUUAGCAGAUGUACUCCCUAAUUAUACAGGCCUGGAAUCUUAUUUAUUUUUUGAGUUGGUAUGAUAGGACGUUAAGAUUAUUUUAGUUGGUUAUUUUACAAUCUGAAGGGUCAUUCUCACAACAGUUACAUAUAUAACUGUUUCAAUGCUUAAUUUGUAUUUUUCUGCCUAUUAAGUAGACAAUAUCAAGUUAUUUUUGUAUAAAAACAUCAGCCAGCUUGUACAGAUUUGAAAUAGAUUGCAAAUACUUAUUCAGGUUACCAAGCAUGACCUUUGUGCUAAUAGAAGUUGAUUUUCCAUCACUGUUCAUAGUUUGCAGAAAAAUAACUUGUUUAGAAUUGUAUUUUUAUAUCAUUCAUACAUGUUCUUUUACUAAUCCCUUCAGUUUUAUAACUAAAACAUUAUUUACAAUUUUCUUCACAAUAAACACAUUACAGAUACAUUGUUGAUGAGAGUAGAUGAGCUUUUGGCAGUUCUAUGUGUAGUCUUGUGCAAGUUUUUUAUAACAUCCUGAUAAUUCAAUUGGUAUUCUCACUAAACUAACACAUGGUCACUAGGAUGAUCAAUGAUCAGAAGCAAGUGUUUAAGAGCCAUAUGUUCAGCUAUUAGGUGUUUCCACCAUUUUUGAUGUCCUAAUCUACCUGUUUCAUAAUGAAUGCUAUGAUUUUAUCAUUACAGUUGGUAACAUUGGUUGCUUAUAAUAUACUGUGACUUGCCCAGAAUUAGUUAAAUGCCAGUGGAUUUAGUUAAUAAAUGGUCUAUAUGGCUAUAGAAAAGUUUGAUGAAUGGGAAGCAUUAACUGUCAGCAACCAGUUAGAGACUACAACUUGCACAUAAUACUACUACAAAUGGAGCAAUUUCAGUUUUUGAAUUAGCUUAAAAAGUUUUACGUACUUCUUUUUUAUAUAUAUCAUAGAUAGUGCCUAAAUUUAAUGGUUAGUAUAAUAUGCAAAUAAACUCACUCAGAAGUGCUUUCAUUUGCUAACCUAGACUGUUACUCAAUUGGCCUUGAUGAAUGACUUCUGGCAGCAUUUGAAAGCCAUAAAUUUGAGCCUAGCUUAAGUGUAUGAACCUUGUCAAACACCAUAGCUCAGUUAGUAAUUACUCAGGUAACCAAAAUAAAGGAUUUAAUUUUGCUUUCUGCUUGCUUUUUUUUUUGAGGUAUCUAAACUUUUUUUUUAAAUUAGUCAUGUGAAAGGGAAUUGUACAUUAUACUACCAAACUUUUGUCUUGCGUGUGUAUCUCAAAAAUCUUAUUAGACCUACAAUACCUAUAUGUAUUUGUGUGUCUUCAAAAUAAAUACAUAUAAAAAUAUGUUGAUAAAUAUUGCUAGAACAUAGGAAGUUUGAUAUAACUACAAGUAACUUAUACAAAUUGAAAGUAAAGUAAAAGUGAUGGGGAAGGCUGGCAUACUUUGAAAAGGAAAAUUUGAUAAAUGAGAAUAUAUUGAUGUCUGUGAUAUGCUGUUGCUCUAUGAAAUGGAGAUAAAAUUGUGGCAGAACAGAAAAAAUACUGAUUCUCAUUUGAUCUACCCUAUAUGAAUUCAUGUGCACUGAUAUAAAACAUUUUAUCCAUUAGAGCUUCUAAAAACAAGACGAAUUUGAAAUAUUUUAUUAUGAAAAUUAUCUUUAUUUCAGUGUUAUAUUGUCAGAUUUAAUAAAAUGUAAUUAACAGAAAUCAGCAAGUUAGGUGACAUCUGUAGGGAAGAUAGCAAUAGAAAUAGUAAAAAAUAUGCAUAGAAUAAUAAUUGCCAGAAUAUUAGUUGGUACAAAAAUUUAGCCAUGACAUGAUAGAAACAAGUUAAUUCACAUUUUUGAUUAGGUAUUGAAUGUUUUAAGUAUCCUUAGAUAAUCAGUUAAUUGUUUGAAAUGAUAUUAUAUUGUAUGUGAAAACAAAUCAUUAGUAAAAAGGUUAUUUCCCCUAAAAAAAAGAUCAAUUUCUGAAGAUAUAGCAUCUGAAUGUUGUGGGAGAGAAAAGUUUCUAUGAAUUGUAGACUAUCAAAUAUACUUGCAUACCCUAAUAUGUUUAACAAAGUAAAAAUUCAUGUUCAUAGGGUCAUAAUAGAAAAUUAGGAUUAAUGUGCUGUAAAACUCUCAUUUUUGAUUUUGUUUCAUUUUCAAAUGAAUAUUAGUUAAUUAAUUAGUUUAGGAAUAAAAUAACUAUCUAUUACUUAUUGUAUAAUGAAAUAGGUAAUUUUAAUGUUUCUUAAAUUACAGGCUACUCUUUUUAUACAAUUCUAAAAUAUGGUAAAACUUGUGUACGUGGCAUCUUUAAAAGUGUUUCUAUAUCUAAGUUAACAGAAUGAGAAAUUUACUAAAUAGAUGUCACAAUAGGUAUACUGUUGCAAUAAAUGUUUCUAAAGCAAAGUAGCUGGCUUUUGGAAUCAUCAUAAUGAAGUCAUUAUCUUGAAUUAUCAAGGUGUAUAUCUAGCAAUAACCUUUGUUUCUUAUUGGAUUCAACUAUUGUUUAACUAUUUUAAUAUGACAGCAACAUUAUCUCUGUGAAUCUAUAACAAAUAAUAAAAGACUGGUAAGUUAGUUAGAAUCAUUAACUUAUUUUAUCAGGACAGUUGGAACAUGAAACUAAUAUUUGACAUUAAAUGAUGUGAUCAGUAACUGUGUGGUUGUUGCUCAUUUUCAGUGAAAGCUUUGUAUUCAUAAACAACCAAUAAGUUGGAGAAUAAAUAUACCAUAUAUAAAAUUAUUUGUUUGAGACACCAAAGUUUUUAAUUUGGAACUACGACUUUAAUUCAUUAUUAAUUCUAAAAUUUAAAGAUUUGUCAGUUUUUUAAUACUGUUCAACAGGAUGAAGUGGAUUUGUCUCAUUUGUUGAAUGAUUUAAAAAGAGACCACACAUUUUUACAUUUAUUGUAUCAGAUAUACUCUGACCAUAAGGGCAUAUUAUUGUAUUAUCUUGCUUUGAUUACAAUUUGUAUUUGUUAACCUAAAAUAAUUUUAACAUGCUCAAAACAAGCAACUUAGAAUCAUCUUUUCUGUGCUUGAGUAACUGACAGUCUCUAAUUUAAUGGCAUAUGUUCUAAGUAUAUAACUUGCUCUAUUAAAUGGAUGUGGAUCAAGGAUGGAACUGAAAUUUCAUAAGCUGUGGCUUAGCAGUCAGUUUGAGGGCUUGUAAUGUUAAAUCAUCUGUUGUGGACACAGUGCAAAUGGCCUAUUGUGUAACUUUUUACUAGAAAAAAUCUCAUAAAUUUACUAAAACUUGCAUUUGUUAGGGAUUCUGUUUGAAUUGUACAACAUUUCUCAGUUUAUAUUUGUCUUAAUCUGUAAUCUGAUGACUUUUUUUUUCAUAGCUUUGUUUAAGUUGAAUUUCUGGUGAAUAAUGUUUUAUUUUUUACUCAAAGCUGUUUUCAUUGAUAGAGUAUGUAUGUUAUGCAGCAUCACAGUUUUUCUUGUGAACUAAGUUUGUUUUGAUUCUCACAAUUUGUUUAAUAAUCUCAUCCUCAUAACUCAUUGAGAUUGUACAAUUUCAUUGUUGCCCAGUAUAUGUUACAAUAGAAUAUUAUGUUGGAAGUAUUAUAUUGUUCACCUGAUUAAUGCCUUCAUCCCAGUACAAAUCAAAUUGUAGUAUGGCAUGUAUGCCCAAAAAAUGUUUGUGUUUUUUCUUGUACAGAGUUCUACUACAAUUCAAAACUACAAUAUGCCUAUGUGUUUCACAACAAGAGAUGUCUUUAUUCAUGUAAACCAAGACAUCAUAACUUUGGAAAAUGUUGAAUUGGUCAAUGGACCUAAUCCUUGUAGUUUUCUUGGAUGUUGGAAUUGGAUUUUAUGUAAAUGUUUUGAGUAUGAUAUUUUUACAUAGUGAUUAAUAUCUAAUGAAAAAGCAUAAAAAGUUGAAACUGAAAGAUUAUAUUUAUGCUUUUUUUCAUAUUUUCUUUCCCUGCACAAAAACCUCACUAAGUAGUGUUGCACUUGCUUUUCAGUCAAAUAUAAUGCUGAAGAAGCAAAGAUUUAUUGCUAAAGUGUAUGUAAAAGGAUUUCUAAUUUCUUUUAUAUAUAAUGUUUUUAGUUGUUUUUUACUCACUACAGUGAACCUAUAUUCAUAUAAGAUUAGUAAAAUAUGAAACGUUUAUGAUAGUAAUUUAUUCUUCUGAAUUAUUCAGCAGACAAGCUGUUUAAGAUGCUAAAAAUAAAAAUGAAGUCUGAUCUAUCAUUUGAAUCUACUUAUUAGCAUGCUGCUGAUAUCUUCAGUGACAAGUGGGUGAACAGAAUUGUAGAUGGGGGUUUCAUAUCUAUUUUUAAUUGUUUUUAAUGUUAUUGAAAAAGUUAGGUUAGUCUUUAAGUGAAUGGCAAAUUGCAUGUAAUUUAAAGUGUUUUUUUAUUAUGUUUUAAUUUUUGUUUCUAGUAUUUUGAAUUGUUAUGUUGUUGUUUAUAUUGCAUUAAAAAUAAUUUAAUGUUGAUUAAAUGAAAUACUAAAUAUGGAGUUUCAAUUUUAUUCAAGUCUUUUUAGCCUAAUACUAUCAUAUCUUUUUUUGAAGCUUUGAAUUUUAUUAUAUUCUAACAAUUGUAUCAUCAUUUGAAAAAGUGUACAUAAUUGAAAUGGGGAUUAGGCUAGAGUUUAGUUUGGCAAACUGUAAACCUAUAAUUCCAUUGUUCACAUCCUGUUCCUGCAAAGUAAUGCUUAGCACUUUGAGUAUGUGGGUGCAUUGUAUGAUAGUCAAAAUCAACCAUUGAUUAGAGUAGCCCAAGAAUUUGUGGUGGCUACUGUUGUCUAGCUGCCUAUCCUACAGUCCGUCAAUUUAAAAGUAGGGAUGGCUAAUACAGGUAACCUUGUGUAACUUUGCACGAAUAUCAAAAAUAAACAAGAUAUUCUUCAACAAGUUUUCUAUUUUAAAAAGAUUAUUUUUUUAUCCCAGAAAUCACAAUCACCUAACUUUAGCUGCAAUAGAAGCAAACAGCAAAAUAAUGGCAUUGCAUUAAUAUUUCUAGCAUAAAAGAGUUUCUAUCUUGGAAAAGGGAAAAAUGUUGUGAUUAUUUUUAAUUUUGCUUUAUUUACAUAUCAUUAUAAUGUUACUUCAUUGGAGGGCUCUUUUGCACUUUCAUAUUUUCUUUUUUGAAUGGCACUCAGUAAGUUUAUUUUUUGCUCUUAGCUACAAUUAAUGAUGUUGUGACAAAGAAUUUGGAUAGCACUCUAUUGUUUUUAAGUUCCUCCAUUUAGAAGUUGCAAAGCAUCUAGUUAUAAGAACUUCCAAAUAUACAAGAAUUCAUGAGAAGGUUAAACAUCCAAUUGUGUGUUUGUCUUUCUUGUUUUAAGCUACUUAAAGUUUUGAAUGGAAAAUGCAACCACAAUGUUAAAACUAUGUGAAAGUAUGUUUUAUGUGAUGAGUGACAGAAUGCUUAUGCUUAAUAAUCUAGUCUUUAAACUGUAAUAUAGCAUUACCUAGUAUCAGUGGCAGUGCCAGCACCCAAAUUGUUUUUUUUUGGGGGGGGGGUAAAAUGGCACGUGUAAUUAUGAAGGGACUCAUUAAGCCAACAUUUGAAGUACUUUGAAUCAAAUUUUGAAACCCAAAAGUACUCACAAACCUUGGAAAGGAUCAGAAGGUUUUUGACCAUUCUAGCAUAUCUAGCUAUUUUUUUAGGGGGGGAUAACAAGUCCCUUUAAAAGUGGAUUGAUGAAUGAUGUUUUUCAGGCAUUAUUUAAUUAAAUAAAUGAUUAUUUAGUGCAGUAGUACCAUUAGUAUAAAAAAGUAGGAUUAAAGGGAUACCUAUUAUUGUAAGAUAUAUAUGGUUGAUUUCUGGCAUACAAAAAAAAAAUUCCAUAUAAUGGUGCAAAUGUGUUUUCUUGUUAUACAAAUUAUAUUUGCUCUAUGUAUGUAGGAUUAAGUUUUGGGGAGCAAGAAAAAAUUUGAGUGGGAAAAUGUCCCCUGUAUUGUCACCACUAGAUACUAUACUGUAAAAACUACUGGGUUUGUUGGUUUUUUUUUUUUUAGUUAUUAUUGUGCUAUUCAUCUUAUUUUAAUAAUGAGUAGUAUUAAUAAUUAUUUGCAUAGAGCCAUACCUGAAAGAUUUUAGCAGUCUUAUUGCAAAUUAUUGGUUAUGAUGGCAAAACACAUUUUCUAAAUUUUAUUCAAGUAAGAUCCUU
Messenger RNA from Limulus polyphemus (Atlantic horseshoe crab), 10650 nucleotides. RefSeq names its product phosphofurin acidic cluster sorting protein 1-like (gene KrT95D). The record is from RefSeq and is a predicted model, not a curated record. Gene Ontology annotation, biological process: protein localization to plasma membrane. The coding region runs from base 169 to 2958 and encodes 929 amino acids. Lineage: Eukaryota; Metazoa; Arthropoda; Merostomata; Xiphosura; Limulidae. The transcript has 23 exons.